Molecule: messenger RNA, 2535 nt
Organism: Pollicipes pollicipes
Lineage: Eukaryota; Metazoa; Arthropoda; Thecostraca; Pollicipedomorpha; Pollicipedidae
Product: protein CLEC16A homolog
Exons: 17
Coding region: 127-2535 (802 amino acids)
Biological process (GO): endosomal transport; regulation of autophagosome maturation; vacuolar transport
Cellular component (GO): Golgi apparatus; late endosome
Source: RefSeq, a predicted model, not a curated record
ACACGACACGCAAACGGUGCAAGAUAGGAGAACAGGAUUGGGGGCUGGGGCGUUCUGCUGGCGUCGUGUGUUUGUGACAAGACAAAAAUAGGUAAAAGCAAGCAAAGAAUACUGGCAUAACUCAAGAUGUUCCGGAACCGCUUGUUUGGUGGUGUGUGGAAGCCAAAGAACCCUCAUUCACUGGAGCACCUGAAGUAUCUCUACAACGUGCUGCAGCGGAACCAGACGGUCUCCGAGAGCAACCGCGGUCUGCUGGUGGAGACGCUGCGCUCCAUCGCCGAGAUCCUGAUCUGGGGCGACCAGAACGACAGCACCGUGUUCGACUUCUUCUUGGAGAAGAACAUGCUGUCGUUCUUUCUGAAGAUCAUGAAGCAAAAGUGUGGCAGCUACGUAUGUGUCCAACUACUGCAAACCUUAAACAUUCUCUUCGAGAACAUCCGGAACGAAACCUCGCUCUACUACCUGCUGUCGAACAAUCACGUUAACUCGAUCAUCGUGCACAAGUUUGACUUCUCGGACGAGGAGGUCAUGGCGUACUACAUAUCGUUUCUGAAGACGCUGUCCCUCAAGCUCAACACCCACACUGUCCACUUCUUCUACAACGAGCACACAAACGACUUCCCGCUGUACACGGAGGCCAUCAAGUUCUUCAACCACUCCGAGACGAUGGUGCGCAUCGCCGUGCGGACACUCACCCUGAACGUCUACCGCGUGGAGGAGAGGUCCAUGCUGCGCUUCAUCAGGGACAUGACGGCCGUGCCCUACUUCUCCAACCUGGUCUGGUUCAUCGGCAACCACGUGCUGGACCUGGACCAGUGCGUACGCAGCGACUCCAGUCAUCAAUCGCGCGGACGGCUGGCCGACUUAGUGGCGGAGCACCUGGACCACAUCCACUACCUCAACGACAUCCUCUGCCUCAACAUCGAGGAGCUGAACCAGGUGCUGACUGAGCAUCUGUUGAGCCGCCUUCUGCUGCCGCUGUACGUGUUCCCGCUGGCGCACCAGGACCGCGUCACCGAUCAGCAGCCGCGCGUCAGCACUGUGGUCUCGCUGUUCCUGCUGUCGCAAGUGUUCCUCAUCUUCACGCACCAGCCGCUGGUGCGCCUGCUGGCGCGCAUCAUCCUCACGGCCGACCAGCACCUGCUCUGGCGAUCCGCCUCCACGGGCGCCUUCUGUCCGGGAUUCGUGCCGCCACCGCAGAGUCUGGCGCAGUCGCUGGAGGCGGUGGCCACGCCGGCCGCCGAGCCGCCGCCGCCGCCGGCGCCGCCCGCCGCCUCCUCGCCACGGCCGCCAGCCGUGUACGGCCUGCCGGACCUGGCAGACUCGUGCAACUACACAGACGAGGAGAAGCGCCUGCUGAGCCGCGGCGCGCCGGCGCGCGAGACGGCCGAGGCGGCCGAGGCGCCGGCCGGCCCCCGGCCCUUCAUGGCAACCAUUCUGGAGUCGCUGGACUGCACGCAGAACGAUUACACGGCGCUGUUCGCGCUCUGCCUCCUGUACGCCAUCGGUCACAACAAAGGCAUCAACAGCGAGCUGUUGGACACGGUGCUGCUGCCAUGCGGCGACCGGGCGCGCGCCACCUACAACAGUCAACUGGCGGAGCGCGUCAUCGGCAUCAUCGCCGCCAGCUGUCUGCCCAACUCGUGCGUGCGCCUGGUGACGCUGGAACUGGCGCUGGUGGUGCUGCGCCAGCUGGUGCUGACGGCCGGCGGCAGCGUGCUGAGCGACGCCGACCUGGCGCGCGUGGAGGGCGCCCGCGAGCAGGCCACGCUCACACUGCGCAACUUCUACAAGAGUGAGGAGAUCUUCCUGGACAUCUUCGAGGACGAGUACCGCGAGAUGCUGAAGCGGCCCAUCAACGUCGAGUAUCUGAUGAUGGACGAGCGGCUGCUGCUGCCGCCGGCCGGCACGCCCAUGUCUGGCGUCGAGUUCAGCCGCCGUCUGCCCUGCGGCGAGGUGGAGCGAGCCCGCUGCGCCAUCCGCGUGUUCUUCCUGCUGCGCGACACGAGCCUGGCGCUGCGCGACGAGCCGGAGACGCAGCUGCCGCUGUCGCGGCCCGACCAGUUCAUCGGCGUCGACGAGACGCUCGACCUCAACAACAGCGACCUGAUCGCCUGCACGGUGAGCGGCCGCGACACGGCGCGCAGCCGCCGCUUCCUGGUCAUCGACGUGCUACAGCUGCUGCUGGUGGACCCGGACCCGCGCCGGCUCGGCUGGGGCCUGGCCAAGUUCGCCGGCGCGCUACAGGACGUCGAGGUGACCGGCGACAAGGAGGACUCGCGCGUGCUGCACAUCACCGUGCACGGUCCGGCGGCGGCCGGCGCCGCCGGUGCCGCGCCCCUCCUCAGCGCGCGGUUCGUCUUCGACGAUCAUAUCCGCUGCAUGGCCGCCAAGCAGAAGCUGGUGCGCGGCCGGCAGAAGGCGCGCCAGCGCAAGAUGCACGCCAUCGGUCGGCUGCUGGAGCUGCCCGGCCACAUGCACCCGUGCCCGUCGCCGCCAUGGUACGGCUCGGCGCCAGAGGACGCUGCGCUGUGA